Messenger RNA from Trichobilharzia regenti, 258 nucleotides. The record is from the annotation of a GenBank genome assembly. NCBI's taxonomy places the organism in Eukaryota, Metazoa, Platyhelminthes, Trematoda, Strigeidida, Schistosomatidae.
AUGGAUCGGCAGCUAACGGAACAAGAGAUACGAACCAUAUUCGACCACAUGGACAAAAAUCACAACGGUUAUGUAACUGCGAAGGAACUCCGAGCCUACUUAAAAGCACAUGAUGCUAAAGUCACGAACAAAGAAAUAAAAGCAUAUAUUUCAAGGAUCGAUGAAAGUGGUGAUGGUCAAAUUAGUCUGCAUGAAUUUAUGAAGGCAUUUACACGCAACAAUAUGUUCAGUCCAGGCUACAGAACUAUGAGAUAUUGA